GAUAUCUAGUCAUUUUCUGUUGAUUUGGGGGGAAAAAAAUGUUCCCAUUGAAAAUGAAUGGGAAAAAAUUUGGACGUCCAUGGACGUCAAUGGUAUCAACUUACAUAGGAUUCAAUGGAAUCCAAGUACAUUGGCGUCAAUAAAAUGUAAAAACAUGCUGAAAUGCCAUUAGAAAAUGAAUGGGAAAUUUGGAUGUCCAUGGCCGUCAAUGGCGCCAGCCUUCAUAAGCGUCAAUGGAAUUGGGGAAGUUUGGGGGACACGUCCUAUUGAUAUCUGGUCAUUUUCUGUUGAUUGUGGGAAAAAAAAACAUUUCCCAUUGAAAAUGAAUGGGAAAAAAUUUGGACGUCCAUGGACGUCAAUGGCAGCACCCCCUAUAAGCGUCAAUGGAGUCAGGGAUGUUUGGGGACAGGUCCUAUUGAUAUCUGGUCAUUAUCUGUUGAUUUGGGGAAAUUUAGUUUUUUCCCCAUUGAAAAUGAAUGGGAAACAUUUUGGACGUCCAUGGCCGUCAAUGGCAUCGACAUCCAAAAAGUCAAUUGAAUCCAAGUACAUUGGCAUCAAUAGAUUCGACAUGCAUGGCCGUCAAUGGCAUCAAUGCAAUGUAAAAAAUUCAAUUGGAAAUCCCAUUGUAAGUGAAUGGGAAAUGUUCUCAUUAGAAAUGAAUGGGACAGUUUUUGAAAAAUUUCCGGGGGACCGUAAUUUUUAUCAAAAUUCUGUAUACAACUUUUAUGCCUCUCACCGUCACGGAAUUUUUGAUGCCCAAAUUAUGUGAUUUGGUCAAAAAUUGAAGGACUAGAUACAUUUUUAAACUCUUCUUUGUUUCCCAUUAAAAAUGAAUGGGCUAGUUUUUGGCAAAUUGCCCGGAAACCUUACAUUUUAUCCAAAAAAAUUUCGCCAUCCCGGAAUUUUUGACGCCCAUCUUGUGUGUUUUCGUCAAAAAUUGACGGACUAGUAACAGUUUGAAACUUGUCUUUUUUCCCCAUUAAAAAUGAAUAGGCAGGUUUUUGGCAAAUUUCCGGGGAACCGUAUAUUUUUUUCCAAAUUGUGUUAAUAACCUUUUUUCCCCUCCCCGUCCUGGAAUUUUUGAUGCCCAGAUUGUGUGAUUUGGUGAAAAAUUGUAGGACUAGAAACUUUGAAACUUUUUUUUUUUCUCAUUAAAAAUGAAUGGGCAAGUUUUUGUCAAAUUUCUGGGGAACCGUAAAUUUUUUCCAAAUUGUGUUAAUAACUUUUAUGCCCCUCACCGUCCCGGAAUUUUUUAUACCUAAAUUAUGUGAUUUGGUAAAAAAUUGUAGGACUAGAUACAUUUUGAAAAUUGCUUUUUUUUUUCGGAAAAUUGCCGUUUACGGGCAAACGGAAAAUUUUUCGGGGACUUUUGAAAAAGUCCCUGCGUCGCGCGAAAAUUCCGGACGUGUCGAUACUUGAAUGGUGCCGAUCGGUCAAGCGAUUCGGGCUGCGCGGCUGGACGAAGGAUUCCCAUUCAAAAAAAAAACCCAGAAUAACAUAUAGGAGGAGGCUGGAGAAUCUCACUACCUGAUCUUUCCAAAGGAAAGGCCAGGUAAUUACACGACUCUGUUUUCAGUGAAGCACUGCUCCGGAAGUACUCUCUCUCUCUUGACCUAUCCGGGACUUGCCGUUCUUUCGUGUUCAUUCUUCCAACCAAACGAGCUCUUUCAAAGUAUUCUCUUCGGGCCAACACAAUAAAAAAAAAUAAAACAUCCUGCUAAAGAGUAGAGACGAGGAGUGGAAAUCCAGGCCACGACGAGCAACUGAAAAACAAAAGGAAAUGAAGUGACCAGAAGACGUUACUGUUAAAGAGCUUCACCUUCAAAAGCCCGAUCCCCUCCACGUUAAACAGGAGGAGUCGGAGAUGCCGUACAUCAAACAGGAGGAGGAGCCAGAGACCCCCAGCAUUAAAGAAGAAAAACAGGAAGAUGAAAUCCCCAAGUUUCCAAUGACUGUCAGUGUGAAGAGUGAAGAAAAUGAAGAUCCAAUCGAAGAGAUCGGAGCAGCGAAACCUACGAGUGACAGCUCAUUUCAACACCUGCCAACAAAAGGAGAUGGACGAUCGCAACCUGACGACGUCAAAGUGGAAGCUCUUCACCCGGAGAAACACGACCCCCCCCAUGUUAAACAAGAGUCCAUCAAACAGGAGGCGGAGCCAGAUAACCCCAGCUUUAAAAAAGAAAAACAGGAAGAGGAAACCUCCAAGUUUCCAAUGACUGCCGGUGUAAAAAGUGAAAAAGAUGAAUGUCCAAGCGAAGAGAGCAGAGCAACAAAACGAGCAAGCAGGAGCUUGUUUCAACACCUGACAACAAAAGUGGAAGACCUUCAUUCGGAGAAGCACGAUCCCCUCCAUGUUAAACAGGAGUCGGAGAUGCCGUCCAUCAAGCUAAAGACCUCUGACAUUAAAAAACAAGAAGAGGAAAUCUCCAAGUUUCCAAUGACUGCCGGUGUAAAAAGUGAAAAAGAUGAAGGUCCAAGCGAAGAGAGCAGUGCAACAAAACGAGCAAGCAGGAGCUUGUUUCAACACCAGAUAAAAGUGGAAGACCUUCACUCGGAGAAGCGCGAUCCCCCCCAUGUUAAACAGGAGUCAGAGAUGCCGUCCAUCAAACUUGAGCCGGAGCUAAACACCUCCGGCAUUAAACAAGAACAGGAAGAUGAAAUCCUCAAGUUUCCAGUGACUGUCCGAGUAAAGAGCGAAGAAGAUGAGGGUUCAAGCGAAGAGAGCAGAGCCACAAAACUAGCAAGCAGGAGCUUGUUUCAACACCUGACAACAAAAGUGGAAGACCUUCACUCGGAGAAGCGCGAUCCCCCCUGUGUUAAACAGGAGUCGGAGAUGCCGUCCAUCAAACUGGAGCCGGAGCUAAAGACCUCCGGCAUUAAAGAAGAACAGAAAGAUGAAAUCCUCAAGUUUCCAGUGACUGUCCGUGUAAAGAGCGAAGAAGAUGAGGGUCCAAGCGAAGAGAGCAGAGCAACAAAACUAGGAAGCAGAAGCUUGUUUCAACGCCUGACAACAAAAGUGGAAGACCUUCACUCGGAGAAGCGCGAUCCCUCCAGUGUUAAACAGAAGUCGGAGAUGCCGUCCAUCAAAUUGGAGGCUGAGCUAAAGACCUCCAGCAUUAAAGAAGAACAGGAAGAUGAAAUCCUCAAGUUUCCAGUGACUGUCCGUAUAAACAGCGAAGAAGCAACAAAACUAGCGAGCAGUAACUUGUUUCAACAAAUGACAACAAAAGGUGAGGGACGAUCGGAACCGGUCGACCUCUUGGCACCACUCUCGGACAGUGACGACAUGACGUCACACUCUUCUGACUAUAACACUGAUGAGGAGGAUGUUGACUUUGAGCAAAGUGCUUCGAAAUCCUUAAAGAAAUCCUCACUGAAAAGAAACACAAAAGACGGCGCAGGUGGGAAACCUUUUUCCUGCUCGCAUUGCGAUAAAACAUUUACUACCAAGGAAUAUUUAUUCGUACACACGCAUACGCACACUGAAGGAAAGCCUUUUCUCUGCACAUUUUGUGGUAAAAGAUUUAGCCGGAAGGCAACUUUAAAAAUUCACACAAGAACACACACCGGAGAGAAGACUUUCGUCUGCUCUCUUUGCAAUAAAAGAUUUUGUACGAAGCAUGACUUAACAAGACACACGAGAACACACACUGGAGAAAAGCCUUUUGUGUGCACAUUUUGUGGUCAAAGAUUCACCCAUAAGGGUCAUUUAAAUGUACACAAAAGAACACACACUGGAGAGAAGCCUUUCGUCUGCUCUCUUUGCGAUAAAAGAUUUUGUACGAAGCAAGUGUUAGCAACACACACGAGAACACACACUGGAGAGAAACCUUUUCUCUGUACAUUUUGUGAUGAAAGAUUUGCCCAGAAAGGGCCCCUAAUUACACACACUAGAACACACACUGGAGAAAAGCCUUUCGUCUGCUCUCUUUGCAAUAAGAGAUUUUGUACGAAGCAAGUGUUAACAACACACACGAGAACACACACUGGAGAGAAACCUUUUCGCUGUACAAUUUGUGAUGAAAGAUUCACCCAGAAGAGAUAUUUAAAGAUACACACAAGAACACACACUGGAGACGAGCCACAUGUCUGCUCUCUUUGCGACAGAAGAUUUUGCACAAAGGAAGGUUUAAAAAAACACACUCGAACACACACAGGAGAGAAGCCUUUCGUCUGCUCUCUUUGCGAUAAAGGAUUUUAUGCAAAGGAAGAUUUAACAAAACACGCGUACACACACAGGGGAAAAGCCUUUUGUCUGCACAUUUUGUGGUAAAAGAUACACUGAUAAGAGAAAUCUAAAUGCACACAAAAGAACACACACUGGAGAGAAGCCUUUUCUCUGCUCGCUUUGCGAUAGAAGAUUUUGUACAAAGCAAGGGUUAAAAAAACACACUCGAACACACACUUGAGAGAAGCCUUUUGUCUGCUCUCUUUACGAUAGAAGAUUUUGUCGGAAGCUAGAGUUGACAAGACACGCCCAUACACAGCAGGUAAAAUGUUCACAUGGAAUCGAGACUUAACUAUUACGCAAGAACAUACACCAAGGCAGGGCCGGCCCAGCCUAUACGCAGACUAUGCAGCUGCUUAGGGCCCCUGACCACUAGGGGGCCCCCAAUCUGGCAAUUGUUUAAUUUAUAUUCUAUUUUGUUUACUACAGUUUGCUUUAUUUGACUUUUGUGA
Corythoichthys intestinalis (scribbled pipefish) is the source of this 4680-nucleotide messenger RNA. Its product is annotated as zinc finger protein ZFP2-like. NCBI's taxonomy places the organism in Eukaryota, Metazoa, Chordata, Actinopteri, Syngnathiformes, Syngnathidae. The record is from RefSeq and is a predicted model, not a curated record. The transcript has 8 exons. Bases 1865 to 4273 code for a protein of 802 amino acids.